This is a messenger RNA of Kazachstania africana CBS 2517, 738 nucleotides long. It is a transcript of the gene SOL3, whose product is annotated as 6-phosphogluconolactonase SOL3. The coding region runs from base 1 to 738 and encodes 245 amino acids. Lineage: Eukaryota; Fungi; Ascomycota; Saccharomycetes; Saccharomycetales; Saccharomycetaceae. The record is from RefSeq and is a predicted model, not a curated record. The transcript has a single exon. Gene Ontology annotation, biological process: pentose-phosphate shunt; carbohydrate metabolic process. Gene Ontology annotation, molecular function: 6-phosphogluconolactonase activity.
AUGGUUACCGUAAACAAGUUUUCUUCUUCUGACAAAUUGGCCCACGAACUGGGCGAAUACAUCAUUUCCAAACAAGAAAUUGCCUUAGAACAUUCAAUGUUCUUCCAGAUUGCCAUUAGUGGUGGAUCAUUGACGAAAGUUUUGCAAAAAUGUUUAAUUGAUGAUCCAGAACUAGCACCAAAGGUCAAGUGGACCCAAUGGAAGGUGUUUUUCGUUGAUGAGAGAUGCGUUCCCUUAGACGAUCCUGAUUCCAAUUAUGGCGCUUUCAAGUCAUUGGUGCUAGACAGAUUAACAAAUAACGGCACAAGGCCUUCAGUUCACCCAAUUAAUGUCAAGCUGUUGGGUCAAAAUGAAGCCAUUGCCAAAGAAUAUGGAGAAUUAAUGCCAAAGGAGUUCCAUCUAUUAUUACUGGGUUGUGGUCCAGAUGGUCAUACAUGUUCUUUGUUUCCAGGUGAAAAGCACAGAUAUCUAAUCAAUGAAACAGAAAGAAGAGUUAUGUGGUGUCAUGAUUCACCAAAACCACCUAGCGACAGAGUUACUGUCACUUUGCCCGUCUUAGCUGACGCUGAUUUCAUUACUUUUGUUGCAGAAGGUGCAUCAAAACAGGAUAUCAUGCAAGAAAUAUUUGAUACUAAGAACAUAAAAUUACCUUGUGCACUUAUCAAUAAUAAAUUCGACAAGAAAGUAACUUGGUUUGUAAACGAUGAAGCUUUCACAAAAGUCAAAUCAACUUUUUAA